This is a messenger RNA of Brienomyrus brachyistius, 1243 nucleotides long. RefSeq names its product olfactory receptor-like protein COR2. Gene Ontology annotation, cellular component: membrane. NCBI's taxonomy places the organism in Eukaryota, Metazoa, Chordata, Actinopteri, Osteoglossiformes, Mormyridae. The transcript is spliced from 2 exons. The coding region runs from base 94 to 1005 and encodes 303 amino acids. The record is from RefSeq and is a predicted model, not a curated record. Gene Ontology annotation, molecular function: olfactory receptor activity. Gene Ontology annotation, biological process: G protein-coupled receptor signaling pathway.
GGUCUACUGAGAAGGUCAUGGUGAUUCAGCAGAACAUUGACGUUACUGGUAAGGGGACGCUCCUAGCAAGGAUUCAAAGGUUGGAGAACAGAAAUGGACAACAGGCCCAACAUCAGCAACAUGUUGCAUUUAGAGGCUUUAGACAUUCCACCUGUAUAUGUUUACCCAGUGUUUAGCAUUCUGCUUUUUACCUAUCUGAUCAUCAUUAUUACCAAUGUGGGAAUCAUUGUUCUUAUCAUCAUGGAAAGGAGUUUACAGCAGCCUAUGUACCUGUUAUUCUGUAACCUGUCCUUCAAUGAUAUUCUGGGGAACACUAAUAUUUUGCCUCGAAUCUUGUCAGAUCUCCUUUCAAAUGACAGAAGCAUUAGUUAUGUUGAGUGUGUCACUCAAGCAUUCUGUAAUCAAACAUCUGCUACUGCUGCACACACAAUACUGAUGAUCAUGGCUUUUGACAGAUAUGUGGCCAUUUGUAAGCCCUUGAGAUACUCUUCAGUAAUGACCACCAGCAUGGUCUUGAAGCUUUCUGCAUGUGCUUGGGGAUCUGCCAUACUGAUGGUGUCAGUCUUGCUGGGCCUCACCAUACGUCUCAAACUUUGCAGGACACUUAUUGUAAAAAUGUACUGUGAUAAUGCAUCUCUGUUUAAGCUCUCCUGCCAGGAUGUGACCAUCAACAACAUUUAUGGUCUGGCUUUCACGGUGGUUCUUCUGACAUCUUCAAUGGGCAGCAUAGCCCUUACUUACUUUAGAAUCGUUACAAUUUGUAUCACCAGGAACAAUAAGGAGCUAAACAGCAAAGCACUGCAAACUUGCACCAGUCACUUAGUCGUCUAUAUGAUCAUGUUGUGGACUGGAUUUCUCAGCAUAAUUUUUCAUCGCAUUGAAAUUGGCACAAGCUCCCGAAAUCUUGCAGGUAUAUUGUUUCAUUUAAUCCCAGGCAGUUUGAACUCUGUCAUUUAUGCGAUGCAAACAAAAGAAUUAAAAAGCAAAAUGAAAAAAUUUUUUUAGUAUUAGAGUAACACAAGCCUGAUAUUUUUUUACUGGAUGCUUCUCUGAAUUUCUGUAUUAAUCAUCGUUUAAUGUUUAUGCAUAAACAAAAUCAAGUCAAGAAUGUCAUCUAUUCAUGUUUUUUUUAAACAGUGAUAUAUGUAAUAGGUAGAGGCGCAAACUUGCCAGUGGGUGUAAUAAGCAAAGAAAACAUUUUGUACCAAAUAUACACUUGAAAUUUCUCCCCAUUAAAGCAGCG